GAGCCAAAUCCUCGUCUUAUCUAAUCUCCUCCCCGCUGCCUGGCCACCGAGCGCCCGCCUUCCCGCACUCCAGCGUGUCCAGCUGCUGCGGUCGUCUCUCUUUGGCUUGGCAAUUCCACGCCCAUCAUCAACGUUCCAUCAUACCCUCCGAGAUCAAGCCUCGUCAAUCAAAGACUUGUUGUGUCCAAAACAGACACUAAUACCGGAACGUCGCAAGGAAGCAUAAUCACUCCGCGACAUUUAUUUUCUGCGUCGCUCUCUCGACCAGUCCGAAGUCCAGACGGAACACGAUCAUCGCCGCGCCACCCCUCGCUCCCCAAUCACGUCACUCAUCCCGCUCCCUGCUGCGCAGCGAUGGCAGACAGCGCCGAGGCGGGCAGCGACGCCCAAAUCACCUUCAAGGUGAAGAGUUCCAAUGACAAGACACACACCAUCACCAUGGAGGAAUCGGCCUCCGUUCUCGAGCUCAAGUCCAAGCUGGCCGGCAGCGAUUUUGAGGAUAUCCCCGCCGACCGACAGCGGCUGAUCUACUCCGGGCGCAUCAUGAAGGACUCUGAUGCUUUGAGUGUGUACAAAAUCAAGAAUAUGAACACUAUCCACAUGGUCAAGAGCGCUCGCAGCAACGCACCCCCCGCCGCCACGAGUGCUUCGGCUUCGACACCGACUCCCGCUGCAGUACCCCAAAACAUGGCCGCCGGUUCCAUCGCCGGCGACCCCCUUGCAGGUCUUACGGGUGCCCGGUUCGCUGGCCAUAUCAACUUACCGAGCGCCGACAUGUUUGGUGCGGAUGGUGGGAUGGGCGCGCCGCCCAGCGAGGACCAAAUAGCCGAAAUGCUAUCAAACCCGAUGGUUGCGCAAACCAUGAACGAAGCCCUCAACAACCCCAACUUCGUCGAUUACAUGAUCCGCUCGAACCCGCAGCUAGCCAACCUGCCCAACGCCCGUGAGAUGCUCCAGUCCCCGGCCUUCCGGGACAUGAUGACGAACCCGGAAGCUAUUCGUAUGGCGGCGAGGAUGCGUAGGGCACUACAUGGCGGAGGGGACGCUUCUUUCCCGGCUCCCGGGGCUACGGAUAACACACCGGCUGGUGCGGCGGGGACUGGGGCGCCCGCAGGAGCGGGUAACGCCGCUGGUGACGAGCAUCUCCGGGCUCUUUUCGGCGGUGGCGGAGGCGCUGCGAACCCGUUCGCUCCGGGUGCCGCGAACCCCUUUGCCCCCUUCCUUGGCAUGAUGGGACCCGGCGGUCUCGCCGGCAUGGGCGCGACCGGGCAAGCCCCUGCAGCUCCCGCCCAGCCCGCCGCUUCGCCCGAGAAUCGUGGUGCGCCAGCGGGCCAACCCGGCAACCCUGCCCAGGCGGCCAACCCUUUCAACGCUCUCUUCGGUGGCGGUGGCGGUGGCGGUGGCGGUGGCGGUGCCGGCGCCGGCGCCGGCGCCCCGGGUGCGAACGCCAACAAUCCGUUUGGGCUCCCGCCUAUCUCGCCCGAAGCCAUGCAGCAAUUGGCCCAGAUGUGGGGAUUGGGCGCACCGGGCGCGGCUGCUGCGGCACCGGCGCCGGUCGACAAUCGGCCCCCGGAGGAGCGCUAUGCCGAGCAGCUGCGCCAGUUGAACGACAUGGGCUUCUUCGACUUUGACAGCAACGUGGCGGCGCUUCGUCGCAGCGGCGGCAGUGUCCAAGGCGCAAUCGAGCACCUACUAUCGGGCCCAUGAGAGAGCGCUAGGGGAUGGGUAGUUUGAAGUGGUGGUUGAGGCACGGAGUUUGGGUGUGGUUGAAGUCCCUUGAUGAGACCGGACUUAGGAACACAGAGGCAGGGCAGGCAGAACAAUUCAUGAUGUAUGCUAAUGAGGCAAAUCGGGGGUGAGGAACACACUCUGGAGGUAUGAAGAUCCACAAAGCACUAACUAUUUCUCCGUGUGGGAGUUGGUCUGCAUCUGACUGAGGGUCAUGGAGGCAUGUUGUGUAUGUACCUUGUACUUGGUGUGCUUAUCGAAUACUGGAAGUGGCCUCUAUCUCUGUGGUUGUUUCACAGAAAUCUCAAAAGAGGAACCCCCACGUCAGAGAGCGCCACACCGCCAGGCAAGCCGAGACCCGGAUCCCCUGAAACCACCCUGUCGGAGUUACGGUUUUGGGCUUGGGGCCCGAAUUUUCAGCAGGUCUCGUGAACAUCCAACCCUGCUGC
Molecule: messenger RNA, 2177 nt
Organism: Chaetomium fimeti
Lineage: Eukaryota; Fungi; Ascomycota; Sordariomycetes; Sordariales; Chaetomiaceae
Exons: 2
Coding region: 355-1707 (450 amino acids)
Biological process (GO): ubiquitin-dependent protein catabolic process
Cellular component (GO): cytosol
Molecular function (GO): polyubiquitin modification-dependent protein binding
Source: RefSeq, a predicted model, not a curated record